UUUCACAUUUCAAAGAUGCCGCCUUGGAAAAUAAAUUAAGGUUUGUUAGGAGAGAAGAAGUAAAAAAGUUUUAACGAGAAAAACUGUAGACAGUGAGGGAGUUAUGUGUAGUGUAAUCCUAAAUUUAUUACCGCAACAACGAACUUUAACAUGGAACAAGAAGAGAAUAGAAUACUACUGGAUCUGGGGGAAGAGAUUUUAAGUUUAUCUUUCUCUCUCUACUUUCCAUUUUUUUUAACUCACUGACUCACUCACCCACCCACUCAACUCAUUCAUGGUUUCUCUGAGUUGGCUUGGCUAGCGGCACUAAUAAGCAGCUCCAAACAGUGAAGCAAGCAACCAGACACCAGUGAUGGGUUGUUGUCAAUCAUUAUUCUUCAGCCAAUCUCAGCCAGAGAAGAGCCCGACCCAACAUCUACAACAGCAGCACCCUCCUCCCUCAGUUGGGCCCGAGCCCCUAACUGGGGUCGCCCCGCCUUUUACUGAGUUCUCCUUCUCCGACCUCAAAGCCGCUACCAACAACUUCAGCUCCGAAUUCAUCGUCUCCGAGAGCGGCGAGAAAGCCCCCAACGUUGUCUACAAGGGUCGCCUUCAGAACAGGUCAUGGAUCGCUGUAAAGAAGUUUACGAAGAUCGCUUGGCCUGAUCCCAAGCAGUUUGCGGAGGAAGCUAGUAGCGUUGGGAACCUUCGGCAUCGGAGACUAGCUAACUUGAUUGGGUAUUGCUGUGAUGGUGAUGAAAGGCUUCUUGUUGCUGAAUACAUGCCUAAUGAUACUCUUGCUAAGCAUCUUUUUCACUGGGAAAAUCAAACAAUUGAGUGGGCCAUGCGUUUAAGAGUGGCCCUUUAUAUUGCUGAAGCCUUGGAUUAUUGUAAUUCUGGGGGUCAUCCGUUAUACCAUGAUUUGAAUGCAUAUAGGGUUCUCUUUGAUGAGGAUGGUGAUCCACGCCUUUCAUGUUUCGGCUUGAUGAAAAAUAGUAGAGAUGGCAAAAGUUACAGCACUAAUCUUGCCUAUACACCUCCUGAGUAUUUGAAAAAUGGAAGGGUCACUCCGGAAAGUAAUAUCUACAGUUUUGGCACUGUCAUUUUGGAUCUUCUAAGUGGCAAGCAUAUUCCUCCAAGUCAUGCUCUUGAUAUGAUAAGAGAGAAGAAUAUCAAUCUUUUGACUGAUUCACAUUUGGAAGGCAAGUUUUCCACAGAGGAGGCGACAGUGGUUGUUAAUCUUGCCUCAAAGUGUUUGCAAUAUGAACCCAGGGACCGACCAAAUACAAAGGACCUCGUUGCAACACUUGCUCCAUUGCAUUCUAAAACUGAUGUUCCGUCUUAUGUAAUGCUUGGAAUUCCAAAGCAUGAUGAAGCUCCAUCAACGCCACAACGGCCACUUUCACCGAUGGGCGAGGCCUGUUCCCGACUGGACCUGACAGCAAUUCAUCAAAUCUUAAUUACAACACACUACAGGGAUGAUGAAGGGACAAAUGAGUUAUCGUUCCAAGAGUGGACUCAGCAGAUGAGAGACAUGCUGGAGGCAAGGAAGCGGGGGGACUUUGCCUUCCGGGACAAAGAUUUCAAAACUGCCAUUGACUGUUAUUCCCAGUUCAUAAAUGUAGGAACAAUGGUGUCUCCUACUGUUUUUGCUAGACGGAGUCUGUGCUAUCUGCUAUGCGAUCAGCCGGACCCUGCUCUUCGAGAUGCAAUGCAAGCCCAAUGUGUUUUUCCGGAUUGGCCAACAGCUUUCUACAUGCAGUCAGUAGCUCUGGCCAAGUUGGACAUGCACAAGGAUGCGGCUGACAUGUUGAAUGAAGCAACCACGUUAGAAGAAAAGAAGCAACGAGGAACCAGGGGAUCCUGAGAAUGACUAGCAAACCUGUUCGCUCAACACUAGCACAAUGUUGUUGACUUGAGGCUGACCUAAAUUUGUAUAAAGUCUGAGCUGCAAAGUAUAAUUGAUUGUUUUCUCAAUUGAAAUGUUUAUAUAUCUUAUUUAUAGAAAAGUAUCUUGUUUAUCACCAUCAUCUUUUGACUUUUUGUUUACUUCUCCUUCUAGUCUUCACCAUAAAGUUUGCCAUUUUCAUACA
Molecule: messenger RNA, 2072 nt
Organism: Humulus lupulus (European hop)
Lineage: Eukaryota; Viridiplantae; Streptophyta; Magnoliopsida; Rosales; Cannabaceae
Product: serine/threonine-protein kinase BSK1-like
Exons: 9
Coding region: 353-1846 (497 amino acids)
Biological process (GO): brassinosteroid mediated signaling pathway; protein phosphorylation
Molecular function (GO): ATP binding; protein kinase activity; protein binding
Source: RefSeq, a predicted model, not a curated record